This is a messenger RNA of Ectocarpus sp. CCAP 1310/34, 2295 nucleotides long. NCBI's taxonomy places the organism in Eukaryota, Phaeophyceae, Ectocarpales, Ectocarpaceae. The record is from the annotation of a GenBank genome assembly.
CCCCGUGCCCAACCCACAGAGAGAGACGAGAUGGCGGAGGUCAAGGAGCGUGUACGUGUCGAGUACGGGGUCCUGUCGAACGUCGAGAAUGCCAACGGCAUCGUGACCCUGCUCAAGGAGCUCGGCCGUGAGACCGAGACCUCCGUGGCGGUUGCGGCCGCUCACUGCCUCAGGAGGAUAUUCACGCAGCUCUUGGACCCGGCCAAGAACCCCCAGCUUCCUCGCCCUUCCUCCCGGAGAGGCGAUCCCGACACCGUCGUAGGGGGCAGCAGCAAGGCUGGCAAGAACAAGAAGAAGAAAAAGAAGCGUGCUCGUUCCGACGAUGACGCUGGUGGUGGGAAUUCCGCGAGGAGCGUUGUUGCGGGCGUUGAGGGGGGCCAAGACAAGGCCGCCGCCGGGGUCUACCAGGCGUGGCUGGAGGCGCGGUACUUGGACUUCUUGCGGGUGCUUUUGGGGUGGAUAGCGGAGUUCGACGACUUCCACCGACAGGGCCCGGCAUUGCGCACUCUUAUGCAGUUCGUGGAGAUCGAGCCCAUUCUGUGCGUCUCGGCUGCGAAGCUGUCGCGCGCGGGCAGAGGAGGCGGCGGGUUGGUGGGAGGGGAUGGUGGACUAGCGUUCCCGGGGGCGGGGACAAUCUGGGGCGGGCUUUUCGCAGAGUUGAUGCGUACGAUUGUGCUGGGCCCCUGCUCCAUGGAGCCGAAGCUGCUGAAGUCGCUUGGCGAGGACUUCGUGAACGUGUACGACGACAUCAGGUACUUCCUACUAGCCAGCGUCACGUCGAUCGCCAGGCAAGCUCUCGCCGACGAUAACAAGCUCCAAGAGCAAAGAGCAUCACCUACCCCAUCGUCGUCACCUUCCCGCUCCCGAUUCGUGCUCCCUGAGAACUCCCCGCUGAGGGGUUUCCGAGGCACUGCGGCGGCGUUUACGGACGCCCGGGGUGGUGCCGGUGGUGGUUGCGAGACAGCGGCUGGUGCCGGUAAGGGAAGUGAUGAUGGCGAGACAGCAGCCGGUGCAUCGGCGGUGGAUUCUUCGGCUCUUGUUGCUACUCCCUCCAAGCAGAAGAGGAAGAAACGGAAGAAGACCGGCGACCAGCCAGAGGAGAAAGGAAAGAUCGUUGAGGCCUCUGCGGAGGAGGAGGGCGGGGGGCAAAAGAUGGAUCUCGCGGAGGUAAGCGGGCGGCUCGCGCGGGUGCUGAUGGUGGUGCGGAUGGUCGAGGAGCAGUCCGACCUGACGGCGUUUCUGCUGCCGGUUCGCCUCUCGCUUCCGUCGAUGGUUUCGUCUUCCGCCUCCCGACAGCUUGGAAACCCCGCGGUUGGGCUUGAUGGUGACGCCAUCAGCAGCAGCAGCAGUGACAGUAGCGAUGACGAAGAGGAGAAGGAGGAGGAGGAGGAGGAGGGGCGAGCGGGUAGCAGUGGGAAGGGCAAAAGGAAAGCACCGGGGAACGGGAAGGGUACGAAGGGUGGGGCCGAAGGGAAGAAGAUGAGGAUGCUCGCGAUUGAGCGAUUACGGUACCACAAGAAGGCGUUCGGCGACGCGUGGCUCGCCUGCCUUCGACUGCCCCUCCCGCCGGCCCUGUACAGGAGGGUGCUGCUGUUCCUACCCGGCAACGUCAUCCCGUACAUGCCGUCCCCGGUGAGGCUGGCGGACUUCUUGACGGCGGCGUACGGCCUGGGCGGGGUGCGGUCGGUGCUGGCGCUCGACGCCCUGUUCCUUCUCAUGCAGGCGCACGACCUGGAGUACCCGGACUUCUACGACUCGCUGUACCGCCUGGUGACCCCCGACAUGAUGUACGCCAAGUACCGCGCGAGGUUUUUCCGCAUGGUGGACCUCUGCCUGACCUCCUCGCACGUACCUGCCUACGUCGUCGCUGCCUUCCUGAAGAGGUUUGCAAGAGCCACGCUCCAGGCGCCGCCUUCGGGGGCCCUCUUCACGCUCGCCCUCGUCCGAAAGCUCAUCGGGAGGCACCCCGAGUGCCUGCCGCUCAUCAGCAGCAGGGCGCCCGCGGUCUCGAACUCCAAGCACCGCCUCCUUACAUCCUCGGGGGCGCUCAGCGGCACCACCGGCCUCAAGAACCGCCCUCGUCCCUCAUCCGAUGGCAGCGCUCCCGGCGGGGCUNCCCCCCCCCCCCCGGGGGGUGCCGCGGAUGAGUACGAUCCAGGGUGCGAGGAUACCAAGGGGGCCGGGGCCAUGAAGACGAGCUUGUGGGAGCUUGCGGCGCUGCAGAAUCACUACCAUCCCGGGGUGGCCACGCUGGUGAGAACUGGGGUACUCAUGCCGUUGUCGUUGGACCACUGA